AUGGCCGGACCCUGCUUGGUGGAAGUGGAGGCUGUCGAGCAAAUCCGAGAGUUGACGCUGAAGAUGUCGACAAACUGCUCUACUAUCGACAAGGGUUCGGUGCUGGGCCUCGUUCAAAGACGAGUAGGAGUAGGUAGGAAUUCCCGUGUUAUCAAAGAAAGCCGCGGGCCGUUAGAAGUUGGACAUUCUAUAUAUUCGCGCAACGCAGCCCCAUGGAUGAAGAUUAGACAAGGAAGCCUAGGGUUGUAA
Nannizzia gypsea CBS 118893 is the source of this 249-nucleotide messenger RNA. RefSeq lists its product as hypothetical. The record is from RefSeq and is a predicted model, not a curated record. Lineage: Eukaryota; Fungi; Ascomycota; Eurotiomycetes; Onygenales; Arthrodermataceae. Bases 1 to 249 code for a protein of 82 amino acids. The transcript has 4 exons.